AUGGCACUCUGUGGGAGGAAAAUGCACCGAAUGCCUGGUGCCGUAGAUUUCGUUUGUGCCCUCCGAGAGGCAGGAAAACGUGUCAUUAUCGUGAGUAACAAUCCGAACAGAUCGAUGGAUGAGUAUUUGUCUAGAAUCAAGAGAAUGGGAUUUCAAGGUAUCACAAAAGAAAAUGUGAUAAAUCCCGGUAUUGUCAUGGGUAUGUACUUCCGCGAUCGACCGGAUUACGCCCGACAGCCUGUGUACCUUUUGGGUAAUGAAAAUGUUAAAUAUACAUUGGAAAGUAUUGGUAACGUUUGUUGUUUUGGAACUGGACCAGAGGACUCUCAAAGCUCAGUACAUGAUCUUUCAAUGAAUCCAAAGGCGGUUGUCUCUAGCCUUGAACCAUAUCUCAGCUAUACGAAAAUCAUGAAGGCAGCCUACUUCCUAAAGCGGAGUGAAGUCGAGUUUCUGGUAACAGAUGAGGAUUAUGCUCUUCGUGUGCCGGAGCCAGGUACUGAACUUCCUCGUUCAGGUCAUCCGUCAAGAAUCGUCCAAGCAGCUUCUGGUCGUACCCCCAAGGUUUUCGGAAAGCCACAUAAACCGAUGGCCGAUUUCCUGAAGAAGAAAGGACACAUCGAUCCAGCUAAGACCGUGAUGUUUGGAGAUCGGCUUGAAACGGACAUUCAAUUCGCGAAUGAGAACGGUUUCACAAGCUGUAUGGUACUGACCGGUGUGCAUUCGCUGGUAGAUGCGAGGAAGGCAGAAGAGCGCGGUGAUAUGAAGCUCGUUCCAAAGCAUUUCUUCUCUUUUGUUUCUUCUUGA
This is a messenger RNA of Cooperia oncophora, 804 nucleotides long. The record is from the annotation of a GenBank genome assembly. Lineage: Eukaryota; Metazoa; Nematoda; Chromadorea; Rhabditida; Trichostrongylidae.